Messenger RNA from Prorocentrum cordatum, 654 nucleotides. NCBI's taxonomy places the organism in Eukaryota, Dinophyceae, Prorocentrales, Prorocentraceae. The record is from the annotation of a GenBank genome assembly.
CUCCUCCUCCUCCUCCUCCUCCUCCUCCUCCUCCCUCGGUGCUCCCUCCGCUGCCGCGGCGCGCGGCAAUGCGCCGCUCCGCCACCGCGCUGGCCGCGGCGGGCGGCGCGGGCAGCGGGCCCCUGCGAAUGCGGGUGCGGGCGCAGGGCGUGGACUUCGGGCGGCUGGCCGGCGGCGUGCUGGCACAGGCGCGGGCGCAGCUCGGCACGGACGUGGACGCCGCUGGCGACCUGGCCGUGAGCAACGCCGUCAAGGCGCUCGCGCUCGCAAACCUGUUCGCGAAACAGGAGUCCUCGCACGGCGUGGUCUUUGUCCCGUUGCUCGUGGUGGGCGACGGUGGCGUCGAGGGCGCGGCCGCGGGCGAGCGCAAGCUGGUGCGCCUGUCGGUGAGCCCCCGGCGGCUUCACUCUGCAGCUGGGGCGGGCGCGGUCGCCUACCCCGAGGACGGCGAGGACUGGUCGCAGGGCGGCAUCUACGUGCCGGCCGAUGCCGCGGCCGCUGGCAGGGGCGGCGGCGCCGCUGACCGGGCUGGCCCCGCGACGUCGUCCGGCCGGGGCACCGAGGAGGCUGCCGCCGGCAGCCCGGCUGCGCCGUCCCGCCUGGCGCGCACCGUGGUCGGCGAGUGGCUGCGCCACGCCGCGCCGGAGCUGCGGA